Emys orbicularis (European pond turtle) is the source of this 938-nucleotide messenger RNA. RefSeq names its product nucleolar pre-rRNA processing protein NIP7 (gene NIP7). Gene Ontology annotation, cellular component: preribosome, large subunit precursor; nucleolus; nucleus. The record is from RefSeq and is a predicted model, not a curated record. NCBI's taxonomy places the organism in Eukaryota, Metazoa, Chordata, Testudines, Emydidae. The transcript has 5 exons. The coding region runs from base 70 to 612 and encodes 180 amino acids. Gene Ontology annotation, biological process: ribosome assembly; ribosomal large subunit biogenesis. Gene Ontology annotation, molecular function: RNA binding.
GGUUCCGGGCUGUCCCCUCCCCCACGUGGAGCAGUGCCCUGACUAAGCCCGGAGCUGCCGGGUGCGGCGAUGCGGCCCCUGACGGAGGAGGAGACCCGGGCCCUGUUCGAGAAGCUCGCGAAAUACAUUGGCGAGAACAUCCAGCUGCUGGUGGACCGGCCCGACGGCUCCUACUGUUUCCGCCUGCACAAGGACCGGGUUUACUACGUCAGUGAGAGAAUCUUGAAGGUGGCGACCAGUAUCCCUGGGGACAAGCUGGUGGCACUGGGCACCUGCUUUGGGAAGUUCACCAAGACCCAGAAGUUCCGGCUCCACGUCACUGCCCUGGAUUACCUUGCUCCCUAUGCCAAGUAUAAAGUGUGGGUGAAACCUGGAGCAGAGCAGUCCUUCCUUUAUGGGAACCACGUGCUGAAAUCUGGCCUAGGCCGCAUCACCGAGAACACAGCUCAGUACCAGGGUGUGGUGGUGUAUUCCAUGGCCGAUGUUCCUCUGGGUUUUGGAGUAGCAGCAAAGUCUACCCAGGACUGCCGGAAAGUGGACCCCAUGGCGAUCGUAGUGUUUCAUCAGGCUGACGUUGGGGAGUACGUGCGGCAUGAGGAGACACUUACUUAAAGGGCAGCCAGCAGCACAAGGCUCUGAGGACUCAGCUGCACGUGGCAAGGGAGCAUGUUGUGAGAUCAGAACUCAAAGCAGCAGCAGGGAGCGCUGCUGUGGAGGAUUACAGACCAGUCUACCUGUGACUUAGUCGUAACUAUUGUGAGCUCUGAGGAGUGCCUGUCCCAGCCUGAAGGAGACAGAAAACAAGUUUUAUGUAAUCCCUAUCUAAUAAAAACCAUGUUGGUGUGGCUUAGUGAAAGAACUCAGCUACUUGGUCCUAAGCCCUGCCCAGGAACAGCUCUUACGCUCACAGACUAAAGGCAGUUUUCUCAGUAGUAGCU